Messenger RNA from Rhopalosiphum maidis (corn leaf aphid), 1578 nucleotides. Its product is annotated as alpha-tubulin N-acetyltransferase 1-like. Bases 167 to 1030 code for a protein of 287 amino acids. NCBI's taxonomy places the organism in Eukaryota, Metazoa, Arthropoda, Insecta, Hemiptera, Aphididae. Gene Ontology annotation, molecular function: tubulin N-acetyltransferase activity. Gene Ontology annotation, cellular component: microtubule. The transcript is spliced from 9 exons. Gene Ontology annotation, biological process: alpha-tubulin acetylation. The record is from RefSeq and is a predicted model, not a curated record.
AUUCGCAUAUCGCCGCCGUCUCUACUAUACUUACUAUUUAGUUUUAUUCUGCAUUAGUACGUCAACGCUAUAGCACUAUUAUUAUACCUACCCACGUUAAUUCAGCGACAGUUCGUAUUUUUACUAUUCAUUUAAAUAAUAUAGAUUUUUCAUAAAACCAACCAAAAUGGAAUUUAAAUUUGAUAUAAAAGAUUUAGCUGAAGGAGGAAUUGUGAAAAUUGAUCAUUCUUUGACACCAUUUGGCUUCGAAGACGAUGAAAACUUACAAAAAAAAGUUGCAAUGAUUAUUGACGAAAUGGGUAAGGCAUCUGCCAGAGCACAGGAUUUAAAAAUGCCUAUAACAACAGCAGAAAAAUUAUCAAAAUCUGAUCAUAUAAUUUAUUUAUUGUCAGAACAAACGAAUGAAGAAACAUUUGUUAUUGUUGGAAUUUUGAAAAUGGGAUGGAAAAAAUUAUAUCUUUUUGACAAAAAAGGUUCUCGCUCUGAAGCCAUGGUGUAUUGUUUACUUGACUUUUACAUUCAUGAAACUAGACAACGUCAAGGAUAUGGAAAUAAACUAUUUGAACACAUGUUAAAGGAUAAUGAGUUAGAAGCAAAACAAUUAGCUAUAGAUAAACCUUCGAAAAAAAUGUUACAAUUUAUGCAAAAACAUUAUUCACUUAAAAAGUUAGUAGAUCAAGGAAACAAUUUCGUAAUAUUUGAAGAAUUUUUUGAUACUCCAGGAUUAACACAACUAAAAGAUAAAUAUGAUAGUACAAAUGGAUACAGAAACAAACCUACAUAUGGGCGCCAUGCUGCAAAUAAACACAAUGACUCCAUGUCUGAUAUAUUACAUGGGGCUGGUAGUGCAACUAGAUUGAAUGACAAAUACGUUGCUAAUGCUGAUAUCAUCAAUAAUAAAUUCAAGGACAACAAACCAAAUCUUGUCACGGUUCUUCCUUCAGAAAAAGAUGUAAAUGACACAAUUAAUGGAAAAAAAGGUGCUCCGCCAAAAUUGGAUCUCAAAUUUUAUCAUUCCCAUUUGUGGUAAAAAGCUUUUAUAAAUAUCAGAUAUUAUAUCAAUAAUUGCAUUUUUAACAGUCUUAUUAGACUUAUUAUCUUUAAAAUAAGGAGCUUUUUAAACUUUUUAUACAAUUAUUUAUUUCAUUAAAAUGUAAAUUAAUUAAUAAAAAAAAAAUACAAUAUAUAAUAGGUACACACCAUACUCUAAUUAACAGUAUUGAUAGAUAAUUAAAAUGUAGGUAUCACAUUAUUUACAUGCUAGUACCUACCCAAUUAACUUAACAUUUUCAUUUUAUGUUAUGUAUAUUUCUACAGUUAGUUUAAUGUCUUAAUUAUGCAAUUAUAAUUUUUAGUUUUUUCCUUAAAAAUAUUAUAUAGUUCUCUAUUAACUAAGAUGUUUUAGUUUUAUUAUAUAGAUGUUAGAUAUAUAUAUCUGUGAUUUAAUUUUCAUUAAUUUGUUUUCAUGUUACCUAUUGUUGUCCAAGAUAUGUUAAAUUAUAAUUAUUUUAAUUUUAACACUUGUAAAGUAGGAUACCUCAUAUACUUAUGUUUUAUGUAAUAUAUUGUAUCUUAUAA